Molecule: messenger RNA, 1093 nt
Organism: Cyanistes caeruleus (blue tit)
Lineage: Eukaryota; Metazoa; Chordata; Aves; Passeriformes; Paridae
Source: RefSeq, a predicted model, not a curated record
CCCGAGUCCUGGCUGGGAGUGUCCGGCAGUCCUGGUGCUGACCAGAACCCGGGGAGCCCUCAGGGUGACCCCAGAGACUCCAGGGAGAUGGAAUUUGUGGCUGUAACUCCUGUGAAACACCUUGAAAUAGCAAAUGCACUGGAAAGUGGAAAAAGGAAUUGGUUAUUCCUUCUCGAGGGAGAUAAGGAAAAGUCUGAGAGCAAGAAUUCUGGGAUGUGAGAGGAGGAAAUGCAGGAUCAAGUGUCUGAGUCAGGCUUUUCCAAAUCCUCUGGAAACUCUCACCACAUUAGCUGACAAGUUCUGUGCAGUCCAAGCUCUGGUUGUUGCCUGCCUCUCAUCCUUAAUUUGUUUUCCAGGGAGAUCUGGGCCCCUUCAAUCCUGGUUUGCCAGUGGAGGUGCCUGUGUGGUUGGCCAUUAAUCUGAAGCAGAGGCAGAAGUGUCGGCUCAUUCCCCCAGAAUGGAUGGAUGUUGGGAAACUGGAGGAAAUCCGGGAUCAGGAGCGGAAAGAGGACACCUUCACUCCGAUGCCCAGUCCCUACUACAUGGAACUCACCAAGCUGCUGCUGAACUAUGCCUCUGACAACAUCCCCAGAGCGGACGAGAUCCGGACGCUGGUGAAGGACACGUGGGACACGCGCAUGGCCAAGCUGCGCCUGUCCGCCGACAGCUUCGUGCGGCAGCAGGAGGCUCACGCCAAGCUGGAUAACUUAACCCUGAUGGAGAUCAACAGCACCGGGACUUUCCUUACCCAAGCCUUGGACCACAUGUACAAGCUCCGGACUAACCUCCAGCCUGGCGAGAGCUCCCACUCCCAGGAUUUCUGACAGGGAGCUGGGAAAGAGCUGCUUCAUCUGGCCGGCUCCCACCUCCCUGCAGGGACCUCCCGGCCCCUCAUUCCCCCCGGGGCCGGCUGGGAAUCGCUCCGGAGCAUCCCUCGGUGCAGGCGGUGACUCGCUGGGCGGAUCUCUCGGGUUGUACUUCAGCGAGGGAACUUCUGAGGGCAGCACAGGCCACACGCUGCCUUGAAAGCCAUAAAUUUCGAGGCGGUGCUUCCAUGGAUUUUCUUAGAGCCUUGGGGAAAAAAAAAAAAAAA